This is a messenger RNA of Tigriopus californicus, 2655 nucleotides long. Its product is annotated as G2/mitotic-specific cyclin-A-like. The transcript is spliced from 5 exons. Gene Ontology annotation, molecular function: cyclin-dependent protein serine/threonine kinase regulator activity. Gene Ontology annotation, cellular component: nucleus; cytoplasm; cyclin A2-CDK2 complex. NCBI's taxonomy places the organism in Eukaryota, Metazoa, Arthropoda, Copepoda, Harpacticoida, Harpacticidae. Gene Ontology annotation, biological process: regulation of cyclin-dependent protein serine/threonine kinase activity; mitotic cell cycle phase transition. Bases 545 to 2248 code for a protein of 567 amino acids. The record is from RefSeq and is a predicted model, not a curated record.
GAGCUAGCCGGCCGGGAAGGGAUACUGGAAAUGAUCGGCCAACCAGCCAGCCAAUCAGGUAGUGAGUCUGAGGGCGGUUGAUUUCAUUUUGUCAGUUAGGAAUUCCGAGGAAUCAUUUUGGUAACGCGAAACUCUCGGUCUAGCUUCUCGGUCCAAGCCCUCUUUUCUUGGUCAAGGUGCUCUAGCCUUCUUUUCGCCUAGCCAUCUCACCAUCUUGACUGUGGUAAGGACGGGUUCCGGUGUCCUGGCCUCUAUGGGCGUGAAAAUCGAUUGAUUCACAUCACUCAAUCCAACUCACUCACUCACUCAGUGGCUGUCCACCGUUGCCUUGCCGGAUCUUGAUGUAACGGCCUCUGGAGGCCUUCUUCCAGCCUCCUCCAGGGUCCAGUAGUGUCGGUUGAAAGAUAGCCAAGCUGGGAGCCAACGUAGCGGCUCCGGUGUCUCCACUGGUUGCAUUGACCUGUACGUGAUCCAUCAUCCAUAGACCGCCCCUCGGACUGCUCACCGAAUUCUGAGGUUCAUCGUCGCAACUAAUAGCUGCAGCAUGGAAAAUCAAAUCCCCUUGGAUUCCACGGUAUCGGGUCGAAACUGGGCGUCCUUCCCGGCCCCGCCUACACACGUGAUGACCAAACCCUUGGUGCCCUCUCGCCCGAGUCGGUCCAGUCGCACGGGGUUGAUGCGCGCCCCUCUGGGCCAAAUUGAGACCAGUCAUCGUUUGAACCACCCCAACCCACCCACUACUUUCGUCUCUACAUCUCCUGGCAGUAAUGCAGGCCUAGCUGCACCCCCUCCUUGUCAAAUGAAGAAACCUCAUCAGACUUUUUCUAUCUUUGAGGAUCGCUCCCGUGAUGGAUUCUCUUCUAUUGGAGACAGAUUAUCAAGAUUUUCCAAAACCAGUUCAACCAAAACGGUUCCUAAUCGCCCACCAGCGAAUGCAGAUCUUUCCAUCAAAAGUAGCGCUCUUCCUUUCCAAAUUCAUAUGGAUAGUUCCAGCCCUUCCAAUCAAUCGAUUCGUCAAAGUUCCUCUAGAAAUCCUUUUGAAGAAAGAACUGACAAGGAAAAUCAUGAAGAAUCAAACUGUCCCUUGAAAAAGUCGUUUAUGAUAGUGACAGACCAAGCGCAGCCAAUUUGGAAUAGCAAUAUUACUUCCCUCCCUCGAAUUCAUCCAGUUCCAUCUGCGGAGUGUCAAAGCCUGCCUCGCGAACCUCUCAAACCCAUUCGUUCUGUGAAUCUGUCCCGUUUAGAAGGGACGGACUAUUCGUCAGGGCCAGAUGAUGAAGCAGCCCGAUGCGAAAUAGAUUCGGCCAUGGACAUCAGCACAUUUUCUAAUGCCAUGAUCAUGGAUGAACCCGUGAAUGACCGCGACCAAGUCUAUGCGGGCGAAGACGACCUUGACGUUGAAGAUGUAGACGCGAGUAGUGAUUUUGGUGAAACUAGACUGGCGGAAUAUGCGAAUCAGGAAAUGGCUCCCAUAUACGAUUGCCACGAGUAUAUGGAUGACGCGUAUGAGCAUCUCCGUUCGAUUGAGUUGAAGCACGUGGCUAAGAGUAAUUACAUGUCCAAACAGCCAGACAUUACCUUCGCCAUGAGAAGCAUUCUCAUCGAUUGGUUAGUGGAAGUCAGUGAAGAAUACAAACUGCAGCAAGAGACCAUUUAUCUUGGAGUAAACUACAUUGACAGAUUUCUUAGCGUCAUGUCGGUCCAAAGGCCUAAGUUGCAACUUGUCGGAUCGGCUUGUAUGUUUAUUGCAGCAAAAUACGAAGAGAUCUAUCCACCCGAGGUAGGGGAAUUUGUCUACAUUACUGACGACACCUAUUCCAAAAAACAAGUACUUCGGAUGGAGCACUUGGUUUUGAAAGUGCUCGGCUUCGAUCUUGCUGUGCCAACUCCUUUGGUAUUCCUCAAUCUCUUUGGUAGAGUUACUGAUUGUGAUACAGAGACUUUAUGUCUGGCUCAGUACCUGAGUGAAUUGACCCUCAUGGAUGCACGCGUUUACCUGGCGUAUCGGGCCUCGAUCAUAGGAGCAGCGUCCGUCGCCUUGGCCAGGCAUACCCAAGGUUUGGCAGCUUGGCCCAAGCAUGUGGCUACCAUGUCAUCGUUGGAGGUGGACGAUUUCAAAGACUGCUUGGUCGACCUUCAUGCAACCUUUACUAACGCAUCUUCUCAGGGUCAACAAGCCAUCCGAGAGAAAUACAAGAGUGAAAAAUUUCACGGUGUGGCCAAUUUAGAGCCCACACCCAUCUUUUAGUUGCUGACUAAAGAAAAUCGUGUGACAGAUGAAUGAGCGAGUGGAUAAAUGGGUUGAAAUUUCUUUUGGGGUGAUAACUUCAAAAAAAUGCGAUUCACUCCGCCCUCAUUUCCGUGGAAAAUUGAAUGAAAGAUCCAGAAGCUUAGACCAAAUCCAUUGCUGUGUUUUUCUCUCUCUCUCAGUCUUGAAUAUUCUUUCAUUGGAAACGCCUUUUGUGGGCUGUUUCGAGGACACUCCUAUAGUCUUCUUACAAUAUAUUUAAACUGCAGUAUUCAAAUUUAACAUAGAAAUAUUCAUUUGAAAAUAACAUGCUUUUUUUUUCCUUUUCCAGUAGUAAGUAUUUGCCCUACUUACUUUCUCCUGUUCAUUUUUCAAGUGCGUAAUAAAAGAAAUUGUUGUGAAAAGUU